AUUCCAGAAUCUUCUCUGGUCCAGGAAGAAGUUCGUGGAAAGUGUAAAGGUCUAUGGCUCCAGUUACAUCUACAUGCCAGCCUUCUCCAUGAAGCCUGGGACAGACCCAUCCUUCCGGGCCUAUCAUGCUCUGUCUGACAUUGGUGCCAACCAGACCGUCGUUUUUGCAAACCCUGACUUUUUGAAAAAUGUGGGCAAGUUCUGGAAGAGCAGAGGGAUCCAUGCAAAACGCCUUUCCACUGGCCUGUUCCUGGUCAGUCUGGCCCUGGGACUAUGCGAUGAAGUUACUAUUUAUGGCUUCUGGCCUUUUUCUGUGGACCUGAAUGAAAGAUUUAUAAGCCAUCAUUACUAUGACAACAUUUUGCCUUUUUCUGGGUUCCAUGCCAUGCCAGAGGAGUUUCUCCAGCUCUGGGUUCUUCACAAGACUGGAACGUUGCGUAUGCGUGUUGGCCAGUGUGAAGAGGAAACUGGAUAGCUUGUUUAUCUUACCAGCUGAGAAUAUCACCAAACCCCAUGCCUUUCCCGUGCAGCCCUUUUGAUGGCAUAGGCAAUUGGGAUUUGCAUGGAUCGUCUAUCCUCAUCUUGCUUUGUGUUACGUUGACAGGGCUGGUAGUUUCCACAACGGGGAUCAUAGCUUCGUGAUUAAUUUAUUAAAGAGUGAGUUCUCUUUCUACGUAGCGGCGCAGGGAUUUAGCCUAAGGCAGAAGGCAAAUAAACUAGAGGGGAAACAAUUGCUAAACACUACUUGGAAUUUCCUAAACUUAUAGUAUAUGAAAGGUGUUUGAGAUUGUUCUGAGCUGAAACUCCUUGAAUUAAAUAUCAUAAAUAGAUAAAACAAAGUCUUAAUUCCAACUAGGUCCACUUAAGGUAGUACUCUGCCUUAAAACACCUGAAAUUAUGCAUUUCAAAAUAUUUUAGCAGCAAAGAAGAGGGUUCUGAAAAAUAUUCUUGAGUUAAAAUAGAUCAGAUCAGUUGUUUUGCUAACAGGACAUUGAUUGAUGUACGGACUAAGAAUAUGAAAAACACUCCCGUUAAAUGUACUGUAUAUACAAAAGCAACAAAGAUGUUCAGUUGCUUAACAGCAUCACAACUCAUUGCCAUAUACUUAUCAAACAACCUAUUAAGGAGAGAAAAUAUUUCUGAACUAAUUAAUUGAGUCUGGAGGGAACAUUCAUAUUGGCAUAAAGCCAAGUUACUGCUUUUAUCUUGUAAAAAAAUGUUAUUAUUCCCAGAUAGAUUUUCUACAAAGGAUAACAGUUCUUCCCUGAGAAGGAAAUGCCACAUGAGACUAAAAGAGUUCUGAAGAAAGUCAUUUGAUUUAAUCAAACAUUCCCUUACAUAUCUGAUUUUGUAAAUGCACUGCAUUCCAAACCUUAGUGUGUGUAUUUUAGUGUUCUUUAACCUAAUUAUAGUUUACUGUUAUAUUAAAAGUAUAAUGUGUGGCUCUAAAACCUGAAUGGAUGACACACAAAGAGGUUGUAAUUUUGCACUAUAAAGAACUCCAGGAAUGGAAGUCAAAAAUAUAAACAUUACAGAGAAAUACAUAUUUUGGCCUGGUCACUCCCCAGGUAGGACAGAAAUGAGGCAUAGAAGAGCUUUAUUGGAGUAACUAGGCUGGCUAAAUGCUAACAUCUGUAAGGAUGGGGCUGCUGGAUAUUAUCCUCAAAUAAUAAAUAAGUCAGGGGAAGUAGCUGCAAGAGCUGCAAAGAUGGGGCAAAGAGGGACUGAUGCAAAAAAAGUGGGCAGAUUAGGUUUUGACCUCCUCUCACAUGUUUAUGUUCAAAACUCCAUGAAUACUGGACACUAGGCUGUUGAAGAUCUAUGAUUAAUGAUUGGUUAAUAGUAAGAGCAUUUUGGCAAGAAUAUAAGGUUUUUAAAUUCCAUGUGACAUGUCUGCUGGUAUUGCUCUUGCUAUUUAUAUUGUGAUAAAACUCCUACAGUCUAAUGACAUACUGGUAGGUUAAUUGGCUUCUGGAAAAAUCUUCCCUGAUUUGAGUGUCUGCAUGGCUGUGUGCGCUGAUAGACUGGGGUCUCAUCGAGGGGGUACCCCAUCUUGCACCCUUUGCUUUCCAGUAUAAGCUCCAGCUCCCCUCAACAAUUAAUUGUUUAAAAGAGGUUAGUAAAAGGUUGGAUUGAUGUCUCCUAGUAGAACACAUCUACAAGUAACUGUCUUUUUUAGUUUUCAGAUACUUUGUCUGCUCAUAGGGAAAAUUUGCUUGAACAUAAAUAAAUGCUACAGUAAUUGAGCAUUAAACAUAUUAAAAAGUAAACAGCUUUUUUUGUUCAAAUGUUGCAGAUUGCUGUUAAUUAAGAACAAUUUCAUUUACAUUAUAUUAAAACAUUUGUUUGCUAACCAUCCCUGAAGCUAAUAAAAUAGUUUGUUGUGGUUUUCUUGAGCUCACUGAGACCAGGCAACAGUGUACUGUGGCAUGAAAUGAAAACAAAUUCCAGUGCUCUUCUUGAACUUCACAGCUUCUUGCUAAAAUGAAGAUAUUAUACAAAUGUUUAUGACUUCAUUCAACACUACAUUGAAAUUCUGUAGUGUUGCAUUGAGUCGUAACGUUUUUGUAAAAAUGGUGUUUAUUACUUAACCAAAUGAGUCAUGUGCAGGACGUAAUACCUUCUAGUGCUGCUGGAGAGUAUAGGAACUGCAGCUACUGUACAGCUUGUCAAGUAAACCCUUCUCAUGUAAUGUGUGAAGUGGAUGUGAACAAUAUUUUCUACGUUUCCUACCCUCUGCUCUGCUUAGUUCAGCUGCCUCUAUAGCCACAGCUUUUACUCUGUGCAAGUGAACAGCUUUGGAUUCCCAGUUACCAUUAGGCUCCAUUUCUCUGAGAAUGCUUUGUUUCAUUGUGAAAGAGUAUCUCUUUCAGCAGAUUAUGUGCAACCACUCCUCCAAGCAGAGAAUUAUUUUACACAGCAACUCACAGAAGAUCUUUAGUGCUAGUUCUGUGCUUUUGAGUAGCAUAUUUCUCCAGGAAACUCAUCUAGCUAAAUCCUAACAUAUCAGCGUGGGAGCAGCAUAUGAAACAGGUUGGAGGGAAAUGUUUGGUUUGUUUUGUUUGUUCUGCUGCUAAAGGUGUACUGAUCCAAAAAUGUCAGAUGUUUUACAGUAUAACCAGGAGGUUGCUAGCUCCAGACCACGAUGUGCCACUGACACUGAAUAACUGCAUUAAUAAAACCUACAUUUUGUCAUAAAUGAUAGGAGUAACAUAGUUUGAUGCGUAGUCCACCCAUAGUCUUCAUAAUUUUUUAGAUUAAAGAAUUGGGGAUUUAGGGAAAUCAUUAUUACUGUUAAGCCUCAUUUGACUAUUUAAAAGUGCAUAUUUUCCAUCAGCUGCAUAUAGAGAAACUGUACUUUUUAUUUUACUUAUCAUUUCUCAUUUUAUUGUUUUUACUCUUGAUAAAAUAUUUAACAUAACUAA
Molecule: messenger RNA, 3425 nt
Organism: Lepisosteus oculatus (spotted gar)
Lineage: Eukaryota; Metazoa; Chordata; Actinopteri; Semionotiformes; Lepisosteidae
Source: RefSeq, a predicted model, not a curated record